AUGUUGCCUUUUGUCUGCCCAUCGAGCGGAAGACAUUUGUGGCCGACCCAAUUGCACUUCGUGUCCGUCUCCUCGUUGAAGAGCGACGGGUCAAACGCCUUUUUCAUCGAAACGUCCGGCAGCGGUGGUUUGAACAUCCGCCAGGCCUGCGCCGUCGUCGAGUCGCUGGCUUUUCACAAUCCCAAUCUGACUGUCAACGUCCUUUUCAUGUUGAAAUCGAAAUACGAAAAUGUUGAGUUCAUCGUUGCCGAUUUGGCCGAGUACAUGGCCGGCACGUCGAUGGAGAAAUGGUUCCACUGCACCGACUGGCGGACAGGGCCAUACCACGUCUCCCACCUGAGCGACGGCCUGCGCUUCCAUCAGACCCUGAACAAGUACGGCGGCUAUUACUUCGAUCUAGAUGGCAUCCUGGUCCGGCCCGUCACCUUUUACCGCAACUUGUUGGCCGCCGAGUCGGGCAGCGAAUUCGGAAGCAGCGUCAUUCACGCCGACUACGGACAGCAUCCCAUUAAUAUGCAACUAGCCGUCAACGACUUCCCCUCCAAUUACAAGUAG
Daphnia pulicaria is the source of this 555-nucleotide messenger RNA. RefSeq lists its product as uncharacterized. The record is from RefSeq and is a predicted model, not a curated record. Gene Ontology annotation, biological process: glycosphingolipid biosynthetic process. The coding region runs from base 1 to 555 and encodes 184 amino acids. Lineage: Eukaryota; Metazoa; Arthropoda; Branchiopoda; Diplostraca; Daphniidae. Gene Ontology annotation, molecular function: hexosyltransferase activity. The transcript has 2 exons.